Messenger RNA from Drosophila yakuba, 1315 nucleotides. RefSeq names its product V-type proton ATPase subunit D (gene Vha36-2). Bases 109 to 1227 code for a protein of 372 amino acids. Gene Ontology annotation, molecular function: proton-transporting ATPase activity, rotational mechanism. The record is from RefSeq and is a predicted model, not a curated record. Gene Ontology annotation, cellular component: proton-transporting V-type ATPase complex. The transcript is spliced from 2 exons. Lineage: Eukaryota; Metazoa; Arthropoda; Insecta; Diptera; Drosophilidae.
AAAAACAUAUGUUUUUAAGCUCAGAUCAGUAAUUCUUUUGUAACAAAGUCUAAAACUCGGCCAAAUUCAAGCCCCUCGUAAACUGAGUCCAAUUCCAAAGUUACCACCAUGGCCAAACGCGAUAUCCUGCCCGUCUUUCCCUCCCGAGCCAAUUCGGUGAUCAUGAAGCAGCGGGUUCUUGCGGCGAGGAGGGGCGUGGGUCUCCUGAAGCGGAAGCGGGACGCCAUCGAUAUGAAGCUGCGCGAACUGCGGCGCAUCCGUUUCGACCAGGACAUCAUUGGGGAUGAGACGAUGCGUCAUGCCAUAUUCUCGAUGGCAAAGGCCAAUCUCCUGGGCGCCGAUUUUAAGCCGCAGAUGGUGAGCCGCAGCCAUAUGGCAUCCGUAUCCCUCCGCCGAACGGAGAUAAAAAUUGUGGGCGUCAAACUGAACACCCUGGAGCUGGAGGCAAAGGGCGUGGGCGCCUUUCCGCUGACGGGUCUCAGUUGUGGUGGGAUGCAGGUCAACCGGAUCAGGGAUUGCUAUACGACGGCACUCAAGGCACUCGUGGAGUUCUCCUCCCUGGAAUACCAAGUGCGCAUGCUGGAGGCGGCCUCGCUGCAGACCAACAUGAGGGUCAAUGCCCUGGAGCAUGUGGUAAUACCCGUUCUGCAAAAUACCUACAACUAUAUAUGCGGCGAGUUGGAGGAGUUCGAGCGCGAGGACUUUUACCGCCUGAAGCGCUCCCAGGCGAAGCAGCUGGAGGCCAAGAUGGCCUUCACCGAGCUGAUCAAGACCAAGAACAUGACCGACGAGGAGCUGGAGACCUACAUAAAGCGGAACAUAAGUCAUGCACGUCCUGCGGUCGACACACCCUUCGAUCAGGAAAAGUUCGAGGAGCGGGAGGUGAAGCGGCGGAUGCGGGAGGCCCGAAUGUCCAUGAAGCAGCGCCGCGAGGAGGAGAAGAAGGAGGCCCUCCAACGGGGCGAGCCCCCGCCGCCCACAUCCUUCAUCACCACUCAUGGCGCCUCGCUCAGUUUUGCUGGUCGCAAGAGAGAUCCACGUGCCAGCAGUGGGGAUCUGUACAGCACCAAGCGGAUGCUCCUCUCCUCCACCUCUGGGCCGGAACGGAGGUCCACCAUUAGUGUGUCUAAUAGAAAGUCCGAUUCUUCUGCGCCCGAAACCCAGGAAACCGCGCCCAGAUCCAGCGGAGCGUCAAAAAAAGAUGAUGAUGGGCCCAAGGAGAGUUAGUCGAAUUACAAAUAAAUUCUAGCUGCACUAUCAUCACAAAGUAAUCUCGAAAACUGCAAUUGUCAAAUAAAUCUCCGGUAGCUUUAAA